UGCGCUCAUCCGUUCUGCUGGCUGAGGGCUGAGAGAGGAGCGCUCAGGAGGAGAGUGUUUGGGAAACCAGCGACACGCCGCUGCUGUUUUCUCCAGAAGGGGAAAAAAAACGAAAUGUCAGGAGCUGCUUUUCCUUUUGGCAACGCUCCUUCUCAUUCCCGUUUACUUCCCCUGUCUCUGUACAUACCGUGUCUGUCCGAUGACUUCUCUCUUUGACUCACUCCAACCCUGCUUCUUCAGCUGGCUGAGUGCGCUGACACUGGGACCACUACCUGCUGCCUGGGGAUUAAGCGCGCUAUGAAUACCCGGAGCCUGAUUUGUUGUUUUGGCUGCCAGUGAAUGUUGGAACCCCACUGAGGAGAAGCUGGUGCAAUAAAUCGUUGCGUCCAGGACACUGGGAGCGCCUCUGGAGUAAGACAACCCAGUGAAAAAGGGACUGGAUGCUUGAGGAAGCACAUAAAAGAGAGACGACAAACCAGAGAAAGAAAGGAAAGACUGGACAAGUUCUUUCCUGAAAGGAAAAAAAAUAGAGGGAGCUAAAUCAACCUAAGCCUUACAAGGAUCAGGACGCAAUGAGAACCUUUUCCUCUCAUUAUUUGGUUGGGAUUCCCUGUCAGGAGGCUGACACAAGGGAAGAAAGCCCAACAAAUCUCCGCCUCGAGCUUCUUGGUUGAUUUCUGAUCACACACAGGUUUUUCUCCCUUUCUUUCCAUGAGUGUAUUCAUUUAGAGUCUCUCUGUGUUGUGCUGCUCAUCCGUAGCUGCUUGGGAUAGAAGACAGCUCUGCACUGACAGGCUGAGUGGGGAUUGCGAUCGUUCUCCUCUCCCAACUUUUUGUCCCUUCUCCGCCACUUCUUCUGACCUGCUUACGGCCCCAGCCAACCAAAAGAGUGGGGGGCAGCUGCUUACCCACUCCAUGAGACCGGCCGGGAAUAAAGGUUAUUGAACCGAGGAGCAGUGGCAGGCGCGCAGGAGAAAAGGGGAGGAAAAACAAACCUUCUCCGUGAACCCAAGAGCAUAUGGUUUGGCGAGAGGCAGCCAGCUGCUUUCCGGCCAUCCUGCUAAUCACGCUACAACAGAUACAAGUUGCUCUAGUGACGGUGUCAGGUUCGGACGGAUCUUACGUGCCCUGGUCGUAUAUCUCUUGACCGUGACACAAGCUCCCAGAUCAUAAACCAAAGGAGCCAGUCCGGUGGAUACAAAGAAGCAGUUGUGUUGCGUUAGAGGCACGUUGGGCAAAUCAUUGCUCAGGAGAACAGCGAACCCUCAUUGCCCUAACAGGCAACAGCCACAGGGAUCCUAAAAAAGAUGCUCGGAUCUCACCUCUUAGGGAAAUACUUGUGACACGUGUUGUUGGUGAGCAGCAGACUUUGGCUGGGUUUGUAAAGGCUUUUGAUGAGGAAGACCCCUUUCACGUCCAUCUAAUUACCAGUCAGGGUCUCUGGAAAGAAAGGAGGGGAUUCCUUUUGUGGAUUUACUGCUGAUCUACUUGGAAGUUUUCCGUGUGGAUAUUUGACAGUCCAAGACACCCACAUCCUAACACACACAUUUCUGACUUAGGUGCAUCUCAGGCACAUUUAUGCCAAAAGCGCACUGACACACAUUUACAAACACACUAUCACCACCCACUUAAAUCCACACACACGUUCGCACUGUAAGUAUAAACCACUUCACAGCACACACAUACGCACAGUGAAAGCCCAUUAGUUUGUCUUUUUCCUAGCGGGCACAGCAGAAUGGAGGUCGUGUGGACAGGUGGGGGGCUGUAGCAGUCCAACAUCCCUGUCCUCCCUGUCUGUCCUCUUUCUCCAAAUGGAUGUUAUUAUCUCUAAAAAUGUGUUGCUUGGAAACCGCUGAAAGCUUGCUGCUGCGAUUCUCUGACAGAAACAGUCACCGGGUCUCUGCAACGGUGCACAGCUGGAACCGCAGCUGAAAUACAAACCAUUACGCAUAUUUUUUUGCUUUUUAUUUUAUCUUCAUCUUCAUCCUCUGCCCUAACCCCACCGCCAUCAUUUUUUCCAACGGGUCUUUGGGCACCCCUCGUCGCCCUCCUCGUCCCAUCAUCUCCUCCACCCUGGAGGGGAGGGGGUCAUUGGAGUGGAGCAUGAGUGGGUGCCACUAUCCCUCGCCACCACCACCGGAGCAGGACCGUAGGUACCAGCACAAGGUGUCACUGGUGGUGCGCUACUUCAUGAUCCCCUGCAACAUCUGUCUGAUCCUGCUGGCCACAUCUACACUGGGCUUCGCCGUGCUCCUGUUCCUCAACAACUACAAACCUCCUCACUUCACACCAGCUCAGCCUCCUGAUGGCUGCAGAGGGAUGCUUUGUGGCUUUGGCGCUGUAUGUGAGCGUGACCAGACUGACCCAUCCAAGGCAGAGUGUAUGUGCAAGAGAAUGGAAUGUCCAUCCUUGGUGGCGCCUGUUUGCGGCUCGGAUGCGUCCACCUACAGCAACGAGUGCGAGCUGGAGAAAUCUCAGUGCACCUCACAGCGACGCAUCAAGGUGCUGCGCAAGGGACCCUGCUCUCUGAAGGACCCCUGCACUGAGGUGACCUGCAGCUACGGCAGCACCUGUGUCCAGUCGUCAGAUGGCUUGUCAGCUAAAUGCAUGUGCCCCCUGGGCUGCGAGGGCAAGCCCGAGCAGACAGUGUGCGGCAGUGAUGGAAAGGACUACCGCAACGAGUGUGAGCUCCAUCAGCACGCCUGCAAGAACCAGAAGAACAUACGAGUGCAAUACCAAGGGCACUGCGACCCGUGUAAAGACAGUGAGAACAGCCUGAACAUGUUGUGCCAGGUUACGGCUCUCUCCCGCGAGCCCCUCCUCUAUAACCGGCCGGAUUCGUGCCCCCAGGAUAAUGAGCCUCUGUGUGCCAGUGACGGCCAAUCCUACUCCAACGAGUGUGUCAUGAUGUCAACGGGCAGGCAGAAAGGCAUCAAGCUAAGGAAGAUCCACGCAGGGCGUUGCAGAAGGCUGGAGGACUGUAAGGAGGACUGUCUCUUCAACGCUGUGUGUCUAGUGGAACAGCUGAGCGCCCGCUGCUCCUGCGAUCCCAUCGAGUGCGACGGCACCUACAAGCCCUUGUGCGGCAAAGACGGCCACACCUACCCCAACGACUGUGUUCGACGCAAGACCGAGUGCCUGAGCAGGACCUUCAUUCUCAUCAAGCACCCAGGGCCCUGUGAUCUCAGCAUACCGAGCCCCUGCUUGGACAAGGUGUGCGAUCAUGGGGCAGUGUGCGUGGUCAAGAAUGACGAGCCAGUGUGCGAGUGCCCAGAGGCCUGCCCCCAAACAUCCGACCCAGUGUGCGGCUCCGACGGCCACAGCUACGGCAGUCCCUGCGAGAUGCGAGCAAUGGGUUGUGCCCUGCAAAGGACCAUUCACAUCCAACACAAAGGACCCUGUGAUGAGGCAUGUGGCAACUGCUCUUUCGGGGCGAUCUGCGAUGCCCAGAGCGGGCAAUGUGUGUGUGCAUCGGAGUGUGUGGAGUCCCACCAGCCUGUGUGCGGAAGUGAUGGCACCACCUACAACAGCGAGUGUGAGCUGCAUGUCCGGGCCUGCAAAGAACAGAUGGACCUCCGAGUGGUCAACCAGGGAGAGUGCAAAACAUGCGGCAUCACCGUUUGUGCCUGGGGUGCUCGGUGUGUCCAGAAUAAGUGUGAGUGCCCACAGUGCUUGGGCGAGGCCCUCUCCACGGUGUGUGGAAGCGAUGGCACCACCUACAACAACGAGUGUGAACUCCGCAUGUCCUCCUGCAUGCAGAAGAGGAGAAUUGAUGUGGUGAAGCCCGGCAGCUGCGACGAAGAAUGUGGCUCAGGAGGGUCCGGCUCAGGCGUGGAGAGCUGUGAACAGGACCGCUGUCGCACAUUUGGAGGCUCGUGGGACGAGGAUGCAGAGGACGACCGCUGUGUCUGUGACUUCACCUGCCAAAGUGUGCCUCACAACACGGUUUGUGGCUCAGACGGGAAAAACUACAGCAACGAGUGCGAGCUGAAGAAGGCCAGAUGUGAGAAACAAGAGCACUUGUUGAUUCAGAAUCAGGGACCCUGUGCAGCGAUUACAGCCACAUCUCCGCCUGAGCUGACAGCUCCCCAGCACUGCAGUCUGUCUGUGUACGGCUGCUGCCACGACAACUUGACGGCCGCCUUAGGAGUCGGACUGGCUGGAUGUCCCAGUACCUGUCAGUGUAAUGUCUACGGCUCCUACAAACGGACGUGUGAUCCAGCCACCGGCCAGUGCUCCUGUAAGCCAGGUGUCGGGGGACAGAAGUGCGACCGCUGCGAGCCGGGCUUCUGGAACUUCCGUGGCAUUGUGACCGAGAACAUGAGCGGCUGCACGCCGUGCAACUGCGACGCCACAGGCUCCGUCCGGGACGACUGCGAGCAGAUGUCGGGUCUGUGUUCCUGCAAGACGGGAGUGAAGGGCAUGAAGUGUAACGUGUGUCCAGAUGGAAGCAAGAUGGGCAUGAACGGUUGCGACAAAGGUCCUGAGGCUCCGACUUCAUGCGAAGAGUUAGUGUGCAGUUUUGGAGCUUCUUGCAUUGAGAUGAACGGCCAAGCCCACUGCGAGUGCCCCUCACCUGACUGUGAUGAAAAAAACAAGAGCAAGGUGUGCGGCUCAGAUGGGGUGACCUAUGCCGACCAGUGCCAGCUGAGGACCAUAGCCUGUAGGCAGGACAAGGACAUCACAGUGCAACAUUUUGGACAGUGCACAGAAACCAUCUCUGAGCCGGCAGACCGACCCACCCCCAACCCCUCCGCCACCCCCCCCAGCUCAACCGCUGGCGCCACCAUCACCACCCCCGCCCCCUUCGACCGUAACAGGGUGUGGGGCAUCCCGCCUCCGAGGACAGCCGAGACAGUGACCAUUGAGCGGCCCCCAGCCACCACCCCCUAUCCCACCCUCAUCCACAACCACCCCAUCCACACCCAGCCUCAGCCGCAGUCCACGCCCGCUGCCGCCACCACCCCCUCCUCUCGCAGCAGCAGCCCUACCCCUUCGGCCGCUGCGGCCUCCUUCGAGGGCUCGGGCAGCGGGGAUCCAAGCGGGGACGACCAGACUGAAGAAGAGGAGGAGCUAGAAGAGGAAGCGGGUAGCGGCAUCCCAACAGAGGCCAGUGGGGCAGAGGAGCCUGUCGGUCCCACAGUAGCAAGCACCACUGUACCCACAGCUGAGGACAGGUCAUCCUGUGACAACAAGGAGUUCGGCUGCUGCCCCGACGGCAAGACCCCAGCCAGCACUCCAGAUGGCGCCAACUGCCCCUCCACCAUGAGGUUCAGCGGUUUCCUGCACUUGGACCAGGUGGAGGGCCAGGAGAUUUUCUACACCCCCGAGAUGGAGGACCCCAAGUCGGAGCUGUUUGGAGAGACGGCCCGCAGCAUAGAGAGUGCUCUCAACGAGUUGUUCAGGAAGUCGGAAGUGCACAAAGACUUUAUGAGCGUUCGUGUCCGUAACCUGGCCCCGAGCAACUCCAUCCUGGCCUUUGUGGAGGCCCACUUCAAACCAGAUACAAAAUACUCGGUGGAGGACAUCGAAGGAUCCCUGCUGAAGCAGCUGAAGGCCUCCAAAGACACCAGCAUCGCCGUGAAGAAGCCGGAGGACGAGAAUAUUCGCUUCACCAAUUAUGGCCUCUCUUCCAUCCCCUUCUUCACCACCACUACCACCACCACGGCGUCGGUCACCACAGCUGCUCCCACCACCACAACCACCAGGCUCCCCCCAACCUCCGCUUACAUCACCCGCCGACCGCCAGGCACUACCCGCAGGCCUUACAGCAGCAGACGCACCACCACAACCUCAGUGCCAGUCACCACACCGCUACCCACCACCACCACCACGGCAGCUGUCACCACCACCACGCUGCCUCCAGCCACCACCAUCGCCCAUGUCAGGGGCAAACUUCACCACAAGACCCAGAAGCCCUGCAGCUCCCACCCCUGCCUCCACGGGGGCACCUGCGAGGAUGACGGCACUGACUUCAGUUGCAAGUGCCCCGCCGGGCGAGGAGGCUCUGUGUGUGAGAAGGUGAUCAAGUACUUCAUCCCGUCAUUUGGUGGCCAGUCGUACUUGGCUUUCCAAACAAUGAGUGCCUACCACACAGUCCGCAUUGCCAUGGAGUUCAGAGCGUCCGAGAUGACUGGCAUCCUGCUCUACAACGGCCAGGAUGGCAAGAAGGACUUCAUCUCUCUGGCUCUGGUCAACGGCAGGGUGGAGCUCAGGUUCAACACAGGUUCGGGCACAGGCACAGUGGUCAGCAAAGUACAAAUCAAUCAGGGACGCUGGCACCAGCUGGUGGUCACUCGCAACCGUCGCAACGCCAUGCUCAGCGUGGACAACGAGUCGCUCAUCGAGGGCGAGAGUCCACGCGGCACAGACGGCCUCAACCUUGACACCGACCUGUUCAUCGGGGGAGUGACGGAGGAAAUGAAGCCGGAUGUAAAGGAAAGGACGGCAGUAGCCACAGGCCUGGUGGGAUGCAUCCGCAUGCUGGAUGUCAACAACCGGGUGCUCAACCUGCAGGAGAACGGCGGCGACAGUCUGUAUGGCAGCGGUGUGGGUGAAUGCGGCAACAACCCCUGUCAGCCAAAUCCCUGCAAGAACGGUGCUGCAUGCCAGGCCAAGGAGGCAGAGAUGUUCCACUGCAAGUGCAGCAAAGGAUUCUGGGGUCCAACUUGUGCUGACGUCCAUGAUCCAUGCGAGCCCAACAGGUGCCAUCCAUCCUCCCAGUGCCAGGCGCUGCCCGAGGGAGGCUACAAAUGCGAGUGCCCCAUGGGACGUGAAGGGCGGCACUGCGAAACAGUGGCUGAGAGGAGAGGGGCUUACAUGCCACUAUUCAGCGGAGACUCUUACGUGGAGCUGAAGGGACUCCAUCUCUACGGGCACGACCUGCGUCAAAAGCUCAGCAUGACAGUGAUCCUCAUGGCCAAUGACUCCAACGGUUUGAUCUUCUACAACGGCCAAAAAUCGGACGGAAAAGGAGACUUCAUCUCACUGUCCCUCAAUGACGGGAUCCUGGAGUUCCGCUACGACCUGGGGAAGGGACCCGCUACCAUCAGGAGUAAGGACCCAAUCCAGCUGAACGUGUGGAACACCAUCAACCUGGAGCGUUCCAACCGCAAAGGAGAGAUCAUGGUGAACAAGAAGGACCCUGUCCGAGGGGAGGCACCGAAAUCACGCAAGAACCUGCACGUAGAUCUUAACCUGAAAGAGUCUCUUUUUGUCGGCGGAGCUCCCGAUUACAGCCGGCUCGCAAGAGUCGCUGCACUUACUGAUGGCUUCAAGGGAACAAUCCAAAAGAUCAUUCUGAUGGGUACCCCCAUCCUCAGAGAGGAGAAUGCCAUGCGCUCCAUCAACAUAGCCAUGUUCCAGAGCCACCUGUGUUCCCAGGAGCCCUGCCACAAUGGCGGCCGCUGCAACCCCCAACUGGACACCUACGAAUGCGUUUGCCUCAAUGGUUUCUCAGGGGGACACUGUCAGAACACCAUCUAUGAGAAGUCUGCUGGAGAGACCGAGGCCAUCGCCUUUGACGGGCGGACGUUCAUUGAGUACCACAACGCCGUUACAAGGAGCCAACUGACCAAUGAGAUCCCAGAUCCCGAGUCUCUGGAGAACCCAUCUGACCAGAGUGAGAAGGCUCUGCUGGUGAACAAGUUUGAGCUGAGCAUCCGGACGGAGGCGACCCAGGGCCUGGUGCUGUGGAGCGGGAAGGGUGUGGAGCGCUCUGACUACAUUGCCCUGGCCAUCGUGGACGGACAUGUCCAGAUGACGUACGACUUGGGCUCCAAGCCCGUGGUGCUGCGCUCCUCGGUGCGUGUCGACACCAACCGCUGGAUACGCAUCAAGGCCAGCAGAGCACUUAGAGACGGCUCUCUACAGGUUGGCAAUGAGGCAGCGGUAACAGGGUCAUCGCCUUUGGCAGCAACACAGCUGGACACAGACGGAGCACUCUGGUUGGGUGGUCUGGAGGAGCUGGCGGUGGCCCGUCGGUUGCCCAAGGCCUACAGCACCGGCUUUGUUGGCUGCAUCAAGGACGUGGUGGUGGACGGCGUGGAGCUCCACCUGGUGGAGGACGCCUUAAACAGCCCCCAAAUAUUACACUGUUCCGCCGCCAAAUAACUCGGCAGAGACAAAAUGUUGAGAAAAACGGAAAAAAAGAAACCCUCCCACCCACUCCCUCCAUAGCGCCCAUGUCUCCUGCUGUAAUUAUUUUCUAUUUUUGUAUACUUUUCAUCGCUUUUUAUAUGGAAAGAAAAUUAAUGUCGUUUUAAUUUUUGUUUUAUAUAUUUUGUUCUUUUUUUUUAAAUCUGCACCUCUGUUCACAGAACACACUUUUUCUUUUUCUUUUCUGCUCCGGCCCUUCAUCUUUUUCAAACAGCAGGCGUCUCUGGGAAAAAGAGACACUUAUCCUCGUCAGUUUUGUUGUUUUAAAACAAACGGCAACUUAAAAAAAAAAAAAAAAAAGCCUGCUCCUUUUCCUCGCUCAUUACUUGAACACUGGUGGACCUCGCUGAUGAUCUCUGGUUACUGCCUUGUCUUGGUGCCAUAUCUAUCGUCCACAUUCCCCAAGCAUGGCCUAUACAUCCAUGAAUAUAUAGACGUACAUUCCCCCGUGAGAGCUGGACACAGUGUGCGCUGCAGCCGGUGUGUGCGCUUCUUUGACGCUGCAGCCAGCUGGCGUCUCCAGUCAAGGAACUCUGUAUUCAGCCCCGGUAGCCCACUGUAUUUUCCUAAUGGGACUUUUCAGAUAUCAGUCAAGCUGCUACAGUGAGAAAGUACACAGUCGAAACCACUCGAUCAACCCCCAUCUCACAGCGCCAAAAAAAGAAAGAAAAAACUCUCCACUCAAUCUGAAUCCCAUCAGAGCCUUUAGUUUUGAAAUAUGACUCACUAACAUUGCAACCCGACAUGAUGGAGACGGAGAGAGCGCUGUGUUCCACAAUGACUCGCAUAUCAUUAGUCAUAAGUCAAGAAAUGAAUCAUAGACAUGAAUAAAUGUUAUAAAUAUAGAGUAUAUAAAUAAUACCUGAGACUGUGAAUAUGUAAGAUGGGUUCUCUUUGGAGAAUUGUGCUUCUCAUGUACUAUUGUGCGUUCUGUUUUACAAUCAGCAGAUUAACUAAUGAUGACCACUAUAAAUGCAUGCACUUCUGCAGUGUUGGUUUGAAUCUGGUUUUUGUUUUUUUUUUGUUCACUUUUGUUCCACAAAAAAAACAAACGUUUUAAUUUGGAAAAUGUCACUGUUUGGGGGUUUGUUUGUUUUUGACUAUAAAAUGGUUCCUUUUUUCUCUCGUAUUUCCACUGAUGUGAUUUCAGAAACUACAGCGCUCAGAAUAAUGUUUUAUAUUUGUUCAUUCCCUGUGUCUUAUUUUUUGGUCUUUUUUAUUUUUCUUGGAAGCUGUUAGUUUUGCAGGACCUUGAAUGGUGCAUAAGGGGGAAGAGUUGUUACCAUAUCUGACCUUAAGGAGGCGCUGAAAGCAAAGACUGAAGAAAUGGACAGACAUAAAGGAGGACAGAUCUUAUCAUGGGGAGAGCUACUACUCUUGGGAAUGUCCUGUCAGACAACAGUCAGUUGCAACACAAACAAAAAAGCUUAAAAACAACAACAACUGAGACUUAAUUUCUUUUUUCGUAUUUGACCAAGGAGCAUUCCCGGAGGAGUGUCUAUUCGGCUGUUGAAAGAAAGAGAGAGAGAGAGAGAGAGAGAGAGAGAGACUGUGAUGUUGUUGUGACCUUUUGAAGCCAUAACAGCUGCAAAAAUGGGAAAAGAUGCAUAAUCCUACAGUACUUGCAAAUUAACAUAGUGACGCAUGGGUUUGUAUUACUAGUGCGAAUUCUGUAACAUUCAGUGAACUGAUGCAACGUGGAGUCGUCCUUGCUGAACCACAAUAAGCUGCGAUGACUGACUUAAAGACACUUGUUUUGAUAUGAGAACCUUGGCAAUAUUCUGAGACAAAAUCAUGCUUGUUCGUGGUUGAGUAUCAAAUGGUCUUGUACUAUUUUUUUUUUUUCUUCUUCCUUUAAUUAUGUUUUCCUUCUUAAAUCAUCAACAACCUGUUUUUGUACAGCCCUGCAAUUUUUAAGUGUAAAUUUAGCAAAUGUGUGAUCUGUGGAGGUUUAUGUUUUUAGUAAUAUACACUGGAACCAUGUCUGACUUGUCUGUUCGCCCACACGAUUAUAUACUUAUGUACAUGGGGGAGGGAGAGCCCUGAAGCUAUAACUGUGUUGUUGGGUGUGAUCAAGCUCUGAGAGUCCACACCAGACCAGGAAACUCUUUUCUGGUGUCCCAAUACACGUUUAAAAUUCCAGCACCAACUCUGUUAACUAUAGACUUGUCUUAAUUUUACCCUACUGUUCUUUGAAUUUGAUCCAUUCAGGUGGUAACGCUCAAUAAAGGAGAGAUUCCUGUGUAUUUGGAUGGACUCAAGAACAAUAAAUACAGCUGCAGUCUAUGGUUUGGGUGGAAACUAUGAAUUGCCUUAAAAACUGGUCACCUCCACUCUAAGCAGGUGACAAAUACGUCAUCCAUAUAACCGUUUCCUUACUUUAACCAGUGUAUUAGCCUCAUCCCCAUAAUGUAAAUGAGUAAUACAUAAUAAUAAUGAUAAUUAUAUUAGUAAUAAUGCUCAUACACAAAAAAAAAUCCCAGGGGGCCUCUGCAAAUGUCCCCUCUGGCUUUUUACAAAAAAUCUUCUAUUUACUGUUUUUUGAAUCUAUUUUCUGUUCCUUAUUUAUGUCUACAUGUGGAUUACCCUCCAUGUCUGGCCUCUGUAAACUACUGUCUGACUGCGCAAACCUCCUCAAAGGGCAGUGCACCAAGUGAGAGUGGCAUGACCUUGAACAUUACUAACUUUAUGACCUUUGUCUUGUGUUCCUACCACCAUGAAAUAAAAUGUCAACCAAAUGGA
Molecule: messenger RNA, 10899 nt
Organism: Dicentrarchus labrax (European seabass)
Lineage: Eukaryota; Metazoa; Chordata; Actinopteri; Moronidae
Gene: agrn
Product: agrin
Exons: 38
Coding region: 2104-8112 (2002 amino acids)
Biological process (GO): G protein-coupled acetylcholine receptor signaling pathway; negative regulation of serine-type peptidase activity; receptor clustering
Molecular function (GO): calcium ion binding; serine-type endopeptidase inhibitor activity; laminin binding
Source: RefSeq, a predicted model, not a curated record